GAUGACAGCGGGAGCGGGUGGAACCCUGGGAACCCGGCGCCGUCCUGCACACCAGGCGGUUCCUGUGAGAACAGCAGCAGCAGCAGCAGCAGCAGCGGCGCAGCACGUGUUCGAGGUGGCGGUGGAGCAGAACAUCUCGUCCAAUCACAGCCCUCAGUUCGUCGGGGUGGAGCUGCUGCAGUCCUUCAAGAGCCUCAUCAUCCCCUGCUACGCCCUGGUGGUGCUGGUCGGCGUGUUCGGCAACUACCUGCUGCUCUACGUCAUCUGCAGAACCCGCAAGAUGCACAACGUCACCAACUUCUUCAUAGGGAACCUGGCCUUCUCGGACAUGCUCAUGUGUGCCACGUGCGUGCCCUUCAACCUGGCGUACGCCUUCAACCCCCGCGGAUGGGUGUUUGGGCGCUUCAUGUGCUACCUGGUAUUCCUCAUCCAGCCAGUCACUGUGUAUGUGUCUGUGUUCACGCUUACCGCUAUUGGCAUUGACAGGUACUACGCUACUGUACACCCGCUGAAAAAGCGCAUAUCGGUGGUGGGCUGCACCUACCUGCUGUCGGGGAUCUGGCUGCUGUCCUGCGGCCUGGUGGCGCCGGCCGUGGCGCACACCUACCACGUGGCGUUCAAGGACGAGGGCUUCACCAUCUGCGAGGAGUUCUGGAUCGGCCGUCAGCGCCAGCGGCUGGCGUACGCUUACAGCACGCUCUUCAUCACCUACGUGCUGCCGCUCUCCACACUCUGCAUCUCCUACCUGUGCAUCUCCGUCAAGCUGCGCAACUGCGUGGUGCCAGGCCACCGCACCCAGAGCCAGGCGGCGGCGCAGCGUGCCCGCAAACGCAAGACCUUCCGGCUGGUGGCGCUGGUGGUGGCGGCGUUCGCCGUCUGCUGGCUGCCCAUCAGCGUCUUCAACGUGCUGCGCGACAUCAACAUCGACCUGAUCAACAAGCGCUUCUUCCUGAUCAUCCAGCUGCUCUGCCACCUGUGCGCCAUGAGCUCGUCCUGCUGCAACCCCUUCCUGUACGCCUGGCUGCACGACCGUUUCCGCGCUGAGCUGCGCAAGAUGUUCACCUGCCGCCACCGCCGCAUCGGCAUCCCGGCCAACCACUGCGCCACAGGCAGCGUGGUGCUGUGAAUAGAGCGCGGUGACGGUGAGAGCGCGGCUGUGAUGUUGAUGUCGCGGUUCAGAAUGUGCCACCGCAGACACCGUAGCAACAAUGUUCAGCCCCAGCUCAGAGUCUUGCUGGGCUCCUCUAAAGGUUUAAUACUC
Clupea harengus (Atlantic herring) is the source of this 1261-nucleotide messenger RNA. It is a transcript of the gene prlhr2a, whose product is annotated as prolactin releasing hormone receptor 2a. The record is from RefSeq and is a predicted model, not a curated record. The transcript has 2 exons. Gene Ontology annotation, molecular function: neuropeptide binding; neuropeptide Y receptor activity. Lineage: Eukaryota; Metazoa; Chordata; Actinopteri; Clupeiformes; Clupeidae. Gene Ontology annotation, cellular component: plasma membrane; neuron projection. Gene Ontology annotation, biological process: G protein-coupled receptor signaling pathway. The coding region runs from base 2 to 1126 and encodes 374 amino acids.